This is a messenger RNA of Porites lobata, 9414 nucleotides long. The record is from the annotation of a GenBank genome assembly. Lineage: Eukaryota; Metazoa; Cnidaria; Anthozoa; Scleractinia; Poritidae.
GCCGGCCAUUUUUUUAGUUUUAUCUUAUAUGCUUAGUAAAACAUUUGAAAGGUCUAUUUUUUUAUGUAUUUUUUCGAUUCCCUUACACCUCCCUCCCCCGUUGUGUUUAGUCAACAUGUCGUGUUUUCCAAACAGCUGCUGCGGCGGUUCAUAUUGAUCAGAAGCUCGUGAAAAAGGAAAAAUUUAUACCAGUCAACCAAAUGUUAACCAUUUUUACACUACUUUUAGCUUUUUCUAUAUGUGAAAACAACCUUCAACCGCAUUCCGGCCAGCGGUUGAAUUAAAAAGCCGCCGCCAUUUUGAUUUUGGUGGAUGUUAUUUGAUGCUGAUAGCUUCCAAUGCAAGAUGUGUUAAAUCAAGAAUACCAAACUAACAUUCAGUGAGAGGUGUAAAAAGUGUCUAACAAACGGCGAUGUCUAUGUUUAAAGUUGUAAGAACUUUCACGAACAACCAGGUAUUCAGACAAAAUCUCAGUAGGCUGUUAAGUAAUGUCCAAUUCUGUGCUCGAUUUGCAAGUGAAAGUGCAAGAUUUCAGAGUGGCGAACAAGAUUUCGACAAAGAGGCUUAUAAUCGUCGCCAGAAGCGGUUGGUGGCUGCUAUCAUUGGUUCUUCUGUAGGACUGAUCGGUUCGAGUUAUUGUUUGUAUAGAAAACUUAGCAAGGCAAAUGCAGAGAGUCCAAAUGCUGCCCUUGACAGCAGAAACCUUGGUGGUGAAACGAACUCAGAUGAAAAUAAAGAAGAAGAAACCGACGGAAAAAGCAAAAAGGGUAAACAUGGAUUCAGGGAAAGAAGGGUGAGAAAGUUUGCUUUGCUACUGCGUCUUAGGCAGACUUGCUACCACCCCAAUAAAGAAAAAAUAAUAGACUCAUGAAAAAAGUAGUCAGAUUCUCUGUUUUUCCCAAUCAAGAUUAAACGAACCCUUUUCUCAACUGAGGGGGGGGGGGGGGGGGGGGGCCUGGAGGGAGGAAAUUAAGUUUUUAUCUGAAUAUUACAAUAUUACCUUGCUUUAUUUGUGGUCCCUGUUGUAACAAGGUGCCACUUUUUAAUGACUAAAAAGUGGUCAUCACUAGGCUGAACCUAAUAUAGCAAAAGGGUUGUUUCUUCCGUAUAAGCCAACUAAUUACAGCCAAAAUGUUAGACAAAGUCCCAACAAGGCUUAAAAAGGCAUUAGUAUGCCCCAUUGAUUUUCCAUUUUAUCCUACAAGGUAACAUUUCAUGUUAAAAUGAUUUUCUCCAAAAACCGUGUGAUUGGGAGCUGAGUAUUGUCGUGAAGCGAUAUGAGAAAAGAUAAAUUGUGAGACUCUGUGAAGAUUCAGGAGAGUUGGCAGGUCUUCCUUAGAUGGAUUAAUAGUUAGAUAUAAAACUUUAUUAUAUAAACACCAAUGAAAUACCAGGUGAGCUUUCGUGCAAAAACUUGAUAUCUUCAUGUGUGAAAAUAACAUGUUAUCUUCACAUGUGAAAAUAUUGCCGUUGCUAUGGCUACAUGAUAAAUCGUGCCUUUCACACCAAAAAACUAUUAAAGUGAAAUGGUUUGGUAUUUCAUUGGUGUUUAUAAAAUAAAUAGGACAUUACAUGGCUGCUUGGAGAAACAAAAUUAAUUCUCUUCUCGUGUUGAAAAAAUAUUUCACUUGUUUGCUGAGCUCACUCGUCAAAUAUUUUUCUACACUCAAAGAGAAAUUUCGUAUCUCCGUGCAGCCAUGUAAUAUCCUCUAUUUAUUAAUUUGUCAGAGCCAUAUAGUUUGGGAAACACCCCAUACUAAUUUGGGGACACAAUUUAUGAUUGGAAUUACAUAUACAAUAUAAAAGUAGAAAUAUUAAAACUAUGCAGCACUCAGCUUGGCAAAAAAGUUGAACUCUCUUUCAGCUGAUGAAAUUAACUGGAAGGUGGCUUUUACAUGUAGCUACAUCCCUGCAUGUUAAUUUGCUACUGUGGCUGAAGGGGUCAGGUGCUUGGGUGCUUAUUCGAUACUUAACAAUAUUAUUCCUCGAGCCCGAAUGGGUUCUGAGUCAAUAGCCCAUGAGGUUGAAGGCCGAAUGGACUAUUGACUCAAAGGCCAUGAGGGCGAGAGGAAUAAUAUUAUUGUUUUGGUAAAAUCCAACUAGUUGGUCAAAAGUGUUGAGACAAAACAACUUUAGCUAGCAAAACACGAUUCAACCGCCUUUGUUUUGGUUUUCAAAGCUGGCGUUUUUCGCUACUAGUAGGCUAUAACAUAUAUAGGCUAUAACAUCUAGCUUAGUAGUAGCUCAACCAAUCAGAACACAGCAUUGAUGAUAGACCACUAAUUAGAUUUUACUAGUAAUUCUUAGCCUGCAUUGCAAGCAGACUUGUUACUCAAGACCUAGUUAGUCAAUAGAGAAUAGUCUAUAUUGUGGAUUUAGACUGUCUGUGGCACAUGCUAGUAAUGCAAUGUAUCUUUUCAAUUACCUUGCUCUUUUGAGUGAUUAAAUUUUUCUUCUUUUUUAGAUUAUUGAAUAUGAAAAUCGUAUAAGGCAGUACAGCACACCUGACAAAGUUUUCAGGUACUUUGCAUCACUCAAAGUUGUUCAUGUUGGAGAAGAUAAUGAAGUGUUUAUGACACCAGAAGAUUUUGUGAGAUCUUUAACACCUGGAAAAAUACAACCAACUGGUAAUAAAUUCUAGGAAUUAUAGUCUAAUCGUAUUGAUUUUAUAUAAUUGACCCAACAGCUGAACAUUAUGUCUGAACAUUAGCUGUUUGCCCAUUCUUCAUCCUAACAGUAAGACAGUUCUAAGUUUUAGCUAGAUGCCAUAACUGCAUGAACCAAACAACAUUCCAAUUUUUAUUAGUAUAAGCAAUCUUGUAGUCUUACAGUGUAGUUCCCCCUAGAAGACUCCUUCCCCAAAAGAAGUCUACAGAACAAGCAAUAUGGGGUAUUUUUGGAAAUGCAGUAUUUCAAGAACUGCAGGGUAGGCUAUGCUUUUUUAUUUAGCCUGUGCCAGGCUCUUGAUCAGUGUAGAUAAGCCCUCUCUCUCUCCACCCCUCACAUGGUUUUUCACAGUUUUUCUUUUUUUCGAUCUGUUCUCCCCACUCUCUUCCAGCCUGGAACUGUCUAAUUUUCAUUGAGCUGACCCUAAAGCCCCAUGCAAACAGGUGCAACAUUGUUGGAUGUUACAUGUUACUUGUUGUGUCGAUUUGUACACCCUGUUGUAUGAAACCUGUCAAACUUUUAGCUACGUGCAAAAAAUGAACACAACUCCCAACAUUGUUGGACCAACAAUUAUGUUGGGAGUUGUUGCAUCUGUCUGCACAUAGCUUAAAUUAAAGGUGUUAUUUUAUGAGAGUUUCUGUCAAUUUACUCUAGGUUUAGGACUUGAUGAACAUGAAAGAUUUAACCCAGAGGUAAAUCAGUAUAGAGUGUUUUUGUUAAAUAAUUAAUUUACUGAAGUUAUGUUCUACAUGUAGAACGUCUUUCAAGGUUUGCUAACAUACGUUGUAAUAAUAACAUUUUUUGAUUCAUCAACUUUUCUCUUCAUUGUACAUGUGUUUCUUCUUUCUUUAAUUUUUCAUGUUGUUUAGGUUUAGACAUAGAUUUAAGGUGUUGAUAGACAGGGCCUCAUGUGUCGGCUCUCUUCCCUUAGGAGACUAGAAGGUCUUGCCCAGCCAUUAUUGUGUUGUGAACAAAGGCAGUACAUACUCCUCUGUUACUUAAAGAACCCGAGCUUUGAUCCUACUGGUAAACAAUCCCAGGCCCAUAUUGCUCCAAAGUCAAGUGCUCAAUGAACCCAAUGAUUUUGUUACCCCUGCAUCCUGUGUCCCAGCACAUUAAAAUCCCCCAAGAUGCAAGAAUUCACAGCAGGCAUCCUGUAACUGAUGCAAAGAUUGGUAAUCAAGCUAAGCAGUGAUUAAUCAGUGACACCUGUCAACUAAUUACUGAGGGUCGUGCAUUUAAAGGAAAGAGGCCUUGAUUGACUUUUUUGGUCUUUGGCUGACUUUUAUUUCUCAUUCCAUUUUCACGGCUGUCACUCAAUUUUAAGUAGGCAAGGAAAUUUGAAGAUUGCUCUAGCUGGAGAAUUGUGAUUUCCUUGUGUUGGCAGUAAUGUUGUGUAUUAUUUUGCUAAAGUAGCAAGGGCUAAGUCAUUUCUUAAUCUAACAGCCAGUCCUUGAAUGUCAAAUUGAAUGCCCUGUAUUACGUCUUGCAGUUUGUUUGUUAAUUACAUGUACAUGUAGUCCUCCUUUUACUAACAUUGAUUUUUGUGAUUUUAAUAAAAUGCACUUUUAUUAAUUUUAAACAGAAACAUAAAUACAAAGGUCUUCUGUCAGACCAGCUGGGCUCUAAUAGUGUGUUCUUGAAGAUGGGAGAAUACGGGCUGAUUUCAUUCUCGGAUUACAUAUUCCUUCUAACAGUUUUGUCAAGUAUGUUGUAAAUUUUUUUCUAAUGUAUAUUUACGGCCCUAUUUCUUCAUCAUGGUAAAUUUAUUUCUGUUGUAGGAUUUCAUCUUCCGAUAUUAAUAUUAUUUUAAGAACACUGAAGCUAACACUAUAAUCACUUAUACAGCCAUGAUGUUUUAUUAUAGUAAGCAAUCUUGAAGUUAGAGGAAGGCAAAAAACUCAUUUACAGAUUAAGUACUUGCUUUUAAGCUUUCAGGUUUCUCUCUUCUUCCACACUGAUCCCCUAUUUCCUUUGAAAGUAUCCACAUAGAUCUACCUGAUACUUGUCUAUCAUGGAUUUACAGAUUAAGUGAUGAAUAUGUGAAAAAACUGACUGCCAAUGAAAACUUUUUCUCAUAUUUUCUCGUGUCAAGUUCCUCCUAGAAUGUUUAAAAUUGCAUUUCAAAUGUUUGACUUCAAUGGUGAUGGCGAGGUGUCACCCGAAGAAUUUGAAAAGGUAAGAAUCUUGGUACUGAACUGCAAAAAGCUGGAGCACCCAUAGUUAGGUCAAACUGGUGCUCUCUCAAUUUUUUUUUAAGUAGUCCCUGGUAAAAUAAUCAGCUGCAUCCCUGUGUUGUUAGCUAGCAUAUUAUUAUUUGUCGCAUCAAUGAAAAGAAAUUGCAGCUAAAGGCUGUGCUGUUAAAAGUCAAUUAUGGCUUCUAUUUAUAUAGAUCUUCAGUGUAUAAUUGAUCUCCUAUCCACUGCCCACAAAUUCAUCUAAGAGGUUUUGUAUAUUCUUUACAUAAAGAGUCCUGCAAGAUUACCAGUCCAAUUAUGAACCAAAUUAAAGGUAUUUGACAUGUACAGUUUGGUUUUCUAAAAGUGAAAUCCUAUCAAGUACUCUCUCAAACUUGUUCAUACCCAUCAUGGAGAGAAAGAAGGAAAAAGGAGGUUUUGGUGUUGUGUACUAUAAUAUGUUUCAAUAAAAUUUUGCAAACUAAGCUGUGAAGUAAUUUCUUUAAAAAAUAUUAUAUCAUUGUAAAGCUACAGUGCGGGGUUGUGGUAAGCUUUUUGACUUGUUGUAGCCUGUUCCCUAAAGGUAUCUGCCUAAGGGGAUACUCGGCACCGCAAAUUUUCUUUUACUCAACCCUACUUUUAAACAUGUACCGAUUCUUUUUAUUUCCUGUUAAUUGUUUGCAUGUCAGCUCGUCAAAUAGAAUGUAUCUAAAUCUUAAACUACCGAUCCAAGUACCAACCAUGAAAAGGGUCUGCUAUUAAUCAUUUGAAGGAUAAUGUGUUUAUUUCCUCAUUACUCUUAGGUACAGAGUAUCCUGUUUAGCCUGACACAGACUGGAAUGCGACAUCGUGAUCAUUCAGUGACAGGCAGUGUACUGUCUCCACAUGUUAACAGUGGCCUUAAGGAAUACUUCUUUGGGAAAAACAUGGAAAAAAAGCUUACUGUGCAAAGAUUUGCUGAAUUUCAAAAGAAUCUUCAACAGGAAGUCAUGUUCCUUGAGGUACAUUUUCUUUAAAAUGAUCAUUUUGACAAAUGUAACCCUCAACUAGCCUGUCAUUAUGCAAAGAAGAAUCUACUCUAGGCUUGACAGGAGUAAAAUCAUGAAGCCAGAUCAACCAGUGCUUCUAGGUGUUAGCAAAUAUUGUCACAAGUGACUGUUGGGAACACCUUAUUUGCUUACAUUUAUUAAGUUGAAGGUCAUUAGGUACCUUAUCAGUGUUGUGUAUACUGACUUAAUUAAUUUGUAAUGUCAGUUGACUCACUGUGCAUGUCCCUUGUAGAGUGUGUUUAUUUGCUCUUUUGACUUGAAUUGCCAUGCAAUCCUACUAUUAUUGGCUACUUCAAUUUGUAUUAAAACCCUUGAUCAGAGCGUACUGUACUACACUGAGACAGGCUACUUGGCUCAAUGCUGUUCAUGGGCUUAUUCUUUAAAAUUAAUUGCUUUUUUCUUUUUUCGUUAAGUUUAAUUCUUAUGAAUUAGUUGAUGGACGAAUAACAGAAUGGGAUUUUGCUGACAUGCUUCUAACCUACUCAAGUUUCCAUGAAAAGAAAAAACAAAAAAUUCUCAGGAAAGUAAAGAAGUGUUUUAAAGAAAAUUCACAGGUAGGAACAAACAAGAACAUAAAUAAAUUGAGAACUUGAACUUUGGUUUAUCAAGAGUUGCUUAUAGAGCGUAUUCACUAACAUGGACAGCAUCUAUGCUAAUCAAUAUAAAUGGAGAACUUGACCCUCUUAGUUUAAAAAUUUGUUUUUGUUUAUCUAGAGUUGCUAAUAGAGCAUAUUCACUCACGUGGCCAGCAUAUAUGCUAAUUAAUAUGAGCAAAAGAAAGUUUUUACAUGAGAAAAGAGUUCAAUCCCCACUGGGUUGUCUCAAGGUACACCAACAUGGCUGCCUUUUCAUUGUUUUGGAACACCAAUUGACAUGGCUGCCGUGACGUCAUGUGAAUACACUCUAAAUGAUGUGAAAACAUAUUUUUUCUUUCUCUGUGACUAAAAGGGUUAGUAACGGAAGUUAAAAUACUCAGUUCAGUUGUUUUCUGUUUGGAUAAAUAACAGUGUUAACUGUUUUCAUAAAAUGGUGAUAUUGGACAAAUAUUAAUUAAUAAAUGUUUAUUUAGACCGGCCAGAAUUGUUGGUUAGUCUAAGCUAUACCCUGGUCUAGCCAGUAAAGACAUUAAUGGUUAAUUAUUUAUUUCAGUCACACCCACUAGAACAGUAUUAUUUUUAUAUUAUUUUUUACAGGGAAUAACUUUCAAAGAUUAUUUGGAUUUCUUCUGUUUUAUGAGGAACAUUUCUGAGGCAGACAUGGCUUUGAGCUUCCACAAUGCUGCUGGUAAACCUAUCGAUCCAGGUAUUCAAUUUCUGAUGGGGAACGAGUUAUUAAACAUUUCGUAAUAUUUUCUCUGAUGUGUGUGAUUUAGACAUUAAUUGUGUAGCUGUAAACUAAACUUUUGUUUAUAUUUUUGUUACAGACACAUUUAAACAAGUUGCUAAAACAGUGAUGGAUGUAAAUUUGAGUGAUAAUGUGGUGGAUGUUGUUUACAAGAUGUUUGAUGAAAAUGGUAAUAAGUUUUUUAUUAACAAUAUGACUAUUGCUAGUGUAAUGUUUUACUUGUGUGUUGUUCCUACCUUCAGGCUCUAAAACCGAGACAACAGCUAUAUGUCUUGUAAAUUGUUACACUUAUUCAUAUUGAAUGGUCCUCAUAGCCAAGGAGUAAACAUUUAUUAAAGUAAAUUAGCCUGCGUAGCAGGCGCUAGGAAAUAAAUGGGGGAAAUAAAAAAAAAACGCGCGCUAGGAAAUAAAUGGGUGAAAUAAAAAAAAAACCGCGCGCGAGGGAGGCACGCGAGGGAGGCUACGCAGGCUAAAAGUAAAUCUUCUCCCCUGUAGUUGUCAAAGGAGUCAGUCCUUUCUCUCCAUUUUACGUUUUUCCUCAAAUGACCCCCGGGCAUUAGCAUUUUUUUUGCUGUGGAUGGCAAAUUCCCAGGGGUAGAGACUCUUGAGCUGUCAACUCCCCUGGGGUGGGGGCGAAAAAAGAGGGCAAAUGCCCCGUCCUCCGUCAACACUGCAACAUUUUUCAUUGAUCACACAGUCGAAUAAUGCCGUUUUAAGCAUUGUAAUGUGCGAUUUUUUGUUUCAAUGAACGUGUUCCUUUGGGCUCAGCUGGAUUUGACUGAUGCAUAAUGAGACAUUGUGUCCGCGUCUCUAUACUCUCCAUUCUCUGUCCACACCUCCCUUAAACUGACCCCUAAAGUUACAGGUCCGUGCAGCCCAUCCUUCAGUCUUUUUCUUUGAAUCUUUCUGUAUAAGGUGGACACUUACAACCAGUGCCAUUGUUGUCCAUCAUGUACAAACUUGGAAGGCUUGGGAUAGGAUAUGUCAGAUGAUGGUUCAAGUCAUUUUUUGUCAAGACCAACUUCUCAAAGUACUUUGUUUUUUCCAUUUUAGAUGAUGGUGUUCUUAGCCACAAGGAGUUUGUUGUUGUCAUGAAAAACCAACUUGUCAGAGGGCUAGAAAAUGUAAUUAUCUUUGUUUAUUAAGGAAAAUAUUUUAAGCUUUAAAAAUUGAGAGUUUUUUAAACUCAUUGAAUUACUCACAGUUGUGUAACCAUGCUUACAAAGAUGAGUUUUAAAAACCUUCGUAGGCAUUUUGCAGCUUCUUGAAGUUGCCCUUCUUCUCUUUUCAUAUUACCGGUAUCUUCUCACUUUUUAUUGGUUUAACUGUAGUUAUAAUGGAUUUGCUCGGCUACGUUUCUGCAGCGUUUUGUUUGCCUUGGGCUUGGUUUGCCAUUAAAUUUUUCAUCCCCUGGUCCCAGUUGUUGAAGAGGUGGAUAGCACUAUCCACCAGAUAAAAUCUCUAUCCACUGGAUUAUGCAAUUGGUUUUCCUAAUACUUAUCCACUGGAUAGUAAUCUAUCCGGUGGAUAUCGCUAUUCAGCUUUUGAACAACUGGGGCCUGGUCAAUUGGACACUCAUCGUUCAAUUGUGACUUAGGUGCUAACUUUUUAAAUUUGUUUUAAUUUACAGCCCAAGGACACAGGAUUCAGCAGACUGAUGCAGGCUAUUUGGCAUUGUGCAAAACAUGUUACAUACACAACACUCCAUCCAAAGAAAUCAACAACAGCUGAAGACUGAUAAGAUGAGAUGAACACAAAUACAGCCAGUACAAUAAUAGCAGGAAAUACCAUCUUCAGGUCCCCAAAGAUUUUUCGUGGUGAAUUAAUGAACUAUGGAAUAUACAUUGUAAGGGCUACAAUUUGAUAGAUCAAAAGCUAGAGAUGCAGGGGCUAGAAAGAAUUCUCAUAUUAUCUAAUAAACUGCUAGACUUUCCUUCCAGUUUUCCUUAUGUCAAGAGUCAAGAGUCACUUUAGGCCUUGUUUGUGGCACCCCUUAAAAACACAUUAUCUGGUGACCCACUGUUGCUGCCUCCAAGUUAUAAGUAUUAUUGUAACAUUCUAACUGAGGAAACAACAGCAGUUGUAUAAUAGCUGUUAAUUUAAAAAAAAUAAUAAUAAAAAGAGUUUUCACUAUGUUGCAGUACAGUGAGAUUUACUCUCCCAAAUCCCUAUUGCCC